Psilocybe cubensis is the source of this 873-nucleotide messenger RNA. RefSeq lists its product as uncharacterized. The transcript is spliced from 5 exons. Gene Ontology annotation, biological process: regulation of DNA-templated transcription. NCBI's taxonomy places the organism in Eukaryota, Fungi, Basidiomycota, Agaricomycetes, Agaricales, Agrocybaceae. Gene Ontology annotation, molecular function: sequence-specific DNA binding; DNA-binding transcription factor activity. The record is from RefSeq and is a predicted model, not a curated record. The coding region runs from base 1 to 873 and encodes 290 amino acids.
AUGGAGAAUUACUUUCAACAAAACUAUACUACGCAGGAUUAUAUUCCCACCGAGCAGUCGCAGUUAUUCUCCCAAGACCCCAUCUUUUCUGGCCAGUAUGAUGGAUUUUUUUUGAACGAUGCGCCCCAUUCCACAGAGUUCAAUUUUUAUAUCCCGUCUGCAGAGGGAGAAAGUUACGCAUACACAUCAUCAUUAGAUAAUCAUUUAUGUCUGAAUGCUCCGACCAUUCGAACAUAUUUCGGCGAGGAGAGACCCGACAUUUUUCAACCAGGCAUUCCCACAUAUGAGAUCGAUAAUCCAAGUUUCGUUUGCGACAAACAACAAGACUGCUCCGACUCCGGAGGUGUCAGUCCACAAUUAAGCGAGCCUUCGCCCUCAGCACACGGCAGAGCGAUUAUCCCUGACAUUCACCAUUCCCGAUACACUACCGUUGGACUGCCAUUUGACGAUGAAACAGAGGAUUACCUCCGUGGAAUCUUUGGUAUUCCACCUGAUAUGCCCUUAAAUCUUGAUUCACUCCCCAAUAUUCCAAAAAAUGCGUGGAAACGCCCAAAAGAGUUGCCCACAGUGGCGUUGGCGAGCCUGGCAAUUUGGGCCGCUCCAAACCAUAGAGCAAAGGUUACGGACAUCUAUAAAGCUGUCCUAAAGAGGUUUCCAAUUUUAGAUUUGAUUAAUCAUGGUGCUUUUAGGACAAGUAUCAGACAUACUCUCAGCCUGUUUGGUAUGUUCCGAAAGGACCCUGAAUCGGCUCAUCAUGGCGGUUAUUGGCUUAUUGACGUACGGUACGAGUUAAAGAAGAAGAGGGCGACAAAGAGAUCUAAAGGGGAAAGUAGAAAAGGCAAGAAAGCCAAAUCAGACCUGGUCAUACCCUGA